AUGAAAAUGAAAAAUUGCCUGAUAAUGACGAAAUAAUGGUGGCCAAUGAUGAUGGUUUAAAUGACCAAUCAUCAUUGUCUUCUACAUCAUCAUCAUCAUCAUCAUCAUCGUCAUCAACAUCCUCAACAUCAUGGCAUUCAUCGUCAUCAUCGAAACAGAAACCAAUAUCAUCAUUAAAUAAUGAUGAUGAACAUAUAGAAAAAUUUUCAUCAAAUAAUAAUAAUGAUGAUGAUAAAAAAUUAAAACGGAAAAUAGAUAAAUCGUCACAGGAAGAAGAGAUUGUUGAAAAAUUAAUGAAUCAAGUUCAAUCUUAUAUAAAUGAAUGUUUUGAAAUGGAUGAAAUAUCAGACAAAAAUCCAAAUAAUAAUAAUAAUAAUAAUGAUUCAUCAUCAUCAUCGACAACAACAAAAUCAGUGAUUCAUGACAAUCAACAACAACAAGAUUCACCACCAUCAGUUGCUAUUUUACCAAUCGAUAUAAAUAAUCAACAACAACAAAAUUUAAUUGAAACACGGCCAUUAUUUAAUGUGACAUCAGUCAAUAAUAACAACGACAACGAUAAUAACAAUAAUAAUAAAGUGAUGACUAUACCAACAAUUUCAAUUACGAAUGAACAUGGACAAGAUCGACGAAUAAGUAUCGAUACAAAUCAUAAUUUUGAUACAACAAUAAUGAAUAAUAAUAAUAAUAAUCCAUUAUAUGAUCAACAACAACAACAAAAACAACCAAAAGUGGCAGUUGUGAUUAAAAAUGUUUCAUUUUCAUAUACAAAAUCAACUAAUGUUUUAUCUAAUAUUAGUUUGGUUAUUCCAAAAGCUCAAAUAUUUGCAUUACUCGGUGCAAGUGGAUGUGGUAAAACAACAUUAUUGAGGAUUAUAUUGGGUAGAUUAAAACCGAAAAAAGGUAGUGUACAUGUAUUUGGUGCACGACCGGGCGGUAUUCAUUCAAAUAUUCCUGGUAGUGGUGUUGGUUUUAUGCCACAAGAAUUAGCAAUGUUUCCAUCAUUUACGAUUGGUGAAACAUUAUAUUAUUUUGGUUUAUUACAUCAUAUUCCUAAAGAUGAUAUUAUUAAAAGAACGGAUUUUAUGAUCGAACUAUUAAAUUUACCGCCUAAAAAUCGAAAAAUUGAACAAUGUAGUGGUGGCCAACAACGUCGUGCAUCAAUUGCAUUAACAUUAUUUCAUUCACCACCAUUAUUGAUAUUGGAUGAACCUACUGUUGGUGUUGAUCCAUUAUUACGUUUAAAAAUUUGGCAAUACUUAGAACAUUUAUGCAUCAAUAAUCGAAUGACCAUCAUUAUUACAACACAUUAUAUUGAAGAAUCACGUCGAGCUAAUAAUUUAGCAUUUAUGCGUUUUGGUAGAAUUUUAGCACAAGAUACACCAGAUAAUUUAUUGCAAAAAUACAAUACAACCGUAUUGGAAGAUGUAUUUUUAAAAAUAUGUCAACAUGAUUGUGGUGAAAUUAAACAAAAACAUUCAAUAAAAAAACAAGAUUCAACACAAGAAACAACCGACAUCUAUGAACCUGAAUUAGAAGCAAUACGUUCAAAAUUUUAUAAUUUUACUGUUGAUAAAAUACGUUUGAAAGCAUUAUUUUUCAAAAAUAUUGUCAAUCUUAAAAGAAAUCCAUUAUUAUUUUUUUUCUUUCUAUUAUUGCCAACAAUACAAAUUAUUUUAUUCUGCAUAUCAGUAUAUAAAUCACCGGAUAAUAUUGAUAUAGCUGUUUUCAAUAAUGAUACAAAAUCACUUUCAAAACGUUUUUUGGAUUUAAUUGAUGAACGAUUACUUCAUGUAAACCAUUAUGAUACAUUGGAUAAAGCAAUACAAUCGGUAAUCGAUGGAAAAUCAUGGAUAGCUAUCGAAAUGAGUGAUCAAUUUUCUACUGCAUAUCGUCGUCGGGCAAAAAAUCCAUCCGAUUUAAGUGAAACAGAUUUUAAUAAUAGUAAAAUCAAACUAUAUCCCGAUCAAACGGAUAAUUUUAUACAUAAUGUUAUCGAUAAUUCAUUAUUGAAUUCAUAUCAAAAAUUUGUUGAAGGUGUUGCCAGUUCAUUUGGCUAUAAUCCAAGUACAGUAAGAUUACCUGUUUUGGUUAAAGGAAUUAUUUAUGGACAUUUAGAUCUGGAAAAUGGUUAUGUACUUUUGGACAAUUUAAUUGCCGGUUCAUUAGUAGCUAUUAUUUAUACAACACCAUUAUUAAUGUCCGGUAUGGUAUUGGUAAUGGAAAGAAAAGAUAAUAUUAUUGAAAGAACAUUUGUUAAUGGUGCUACAUCAAUUGAAGUAUUCUUAACACAUUUAAUAACACUUAUGUUCAGUUUAAUUGUACAAGUGAUAAUAUUAUUGUUUGUUUCAGUUAUUGUAUUCGAUGUAACAGUAUUAGGAUCAUUAUUUGAAGCAUAUUUAAUGCUUUAUUUACAGGGUUUAACCGGUAUAUUUAUCGGUUUAUUCAUAUCGGCAAUAUCAAAAAAUGAAAUUGUUGCUUUGUUAUUAUCACUUGGUAUGGUAUUUCCAUUAUGGAUGAUAAGCGGUGUAUUCUGGCCAUUAGAAUCAAUUGAUGCUUGGUUACAGAAAAUAUUUUGGAUAGCACCAUUAUCAUAUCCAAUUCGUUCAUUACAACAUAUAUUUAGACGUGGAUGGUCAUAUCAACAUUAUGAAGUAUUUAUGGGAUAUGUUAGCAGUUUAACUUAUAAUAUUAUAUUGUUUGUGACAAACAUCCUCGUCUUUCAUUUUACCUCUCAAUAAUUAUUAUAUAGUCGUUUUCAACUUUUUUUGUUAUUUUAUUUUUAUUGGAAAAAAACAAACUUUCUACAAUUUUAUGUAUUACAUUUCUUUAUUUUGUUUUUUUUUGUUUUGUUUUGUUUUUGAGCUUUUUUUUCCAAACAAACAGUCAAAUAAUCCAAGUAAAUUUUCAAUGAAACACACCAAACACAAAUUACCAUUAA
Dermatophagoides pteronyssinus (European house dust mite) is the source of this 2941-nucleotide messenger RNA. Its product is annotated as ABC transporter G family member 20-like. Gene Ontology annotation, molecular function: ATP hydrolysis activity; ABC-type transporter activity; ATP binding. The record is from RefSeq and is a predicted model, not a curated record. Gene Ontology annotation, cellular component: membrane. Lineage: Eukaryota; Metazoa; Arthropoda; Arachnida; Sarcoptiformes; Pyroglyphidae.